Messenger RNA from Panicum virgatum (switchgrass), 776 nucleotides. RefSeq names its product protein BUNDLE SHEATH DEFECTIVE 2, chloroplastic-like. The coding region runs from base 82 to 537 and encodes 151 amino acids. The record is from RefSeq and is a predicted model, not a curated record. NCBI's taxonomy places the organism in Eukaryota, Viridiplantae, Streptophyta, Magnoliopsida, Poales, Poaceae. The transcript is spliced from 4 exons.
UGGAAAGGAAAAAAUUAUCCGAACAACGCCCUCCUAACGCUGCCACGUCACCGUAACGCCCUCCAGCUCUUCUCCCAUCCCAUGGCUGCUCUUCUCUGCCCCGCCGCCGCCUCCUGCCGCUUCGCUUCCUUCCGUCGCUGCGCCGCCUCUCCCGCUGCGCCGUUCCCCUCCAUGCGGCACCAAGGAGGCGCAUCGCCAGUCCCGCUCGUUUCCCCAGUAGCUCCUCUGCCGCCGCCGCGGGCCCUCGCCGCGGCAUCCUACGGCUACGGCGGCGACCUGCUCAGGCCCAUCGACACGCAGACGAUCAUCAUAGCCGCCGCCGUCAUAUCCGCGGUCUCCCUCUCCCUCGUACUCGGCCUCAAGGGGGACCCGGUGCCGUGCGACCGGUGCGCUGGAAAUGGCGGCACGAAGUGUGUAUUCUGCAACGAUGGGAAAAUGAAGGUGGAGAAUGGAGUCGCCGAGUGCCGUGUCUGCAGGGGAGCAGGGCUGAUACUCUGCAAGAAGUGUGCUGGUUCUGGAUACUCUAAGCGGUUGUAGCGGAGCGGAGCUCCAGUUAGCUGACAUUCUGUGCAGUUUUACAUCCGAAAAACUGGACUUUGUACAGAUGUAUAAAUAAACUCCUGUCUGUCAGAAAUAUGUUCAGGUAUAGAGGAGUUCGAAAUGGGGCUCAUUUGCGCUUCUCCCUGUGAUCAAACUGAUUACACGGGAUUUCGUGUUUGUGUAAAAGAUUGACUGAUUGACUGAGCGAGGCAGCUAGCGGCAUCAUAACCAUACAA